AUGACGCAGGGGGGCCGGAGCGAAGCCGCCCGCGAAGAUAUCCGCAGCUACAUCCAAAAGGCGGGGGAAAAGAAUCUGUACCGAAUCAAAAAGGGGUUGGUCCCAAAUAUGAAUGUAGAAGGACACAUGUACGUGAAUGAAAAAUUAAAAUAUUUGAUAGACGAUGAGAUAGAAACGUACCAGCUGAACAGAAACUCUACCUUCCUCCCGGCAGUUAUUCAAAUAGCAAAUGUGUCGACCUUGCCAGGUAUCGUAAGGGCCUCCAUCGCCUUACCAGAUGUACAUGCAGGUUAUGGAUUCUCCAUAGGAAAUGUAGCCGCAUUCGAUAUGAACAAUGAAAAGGCAAUUAUUUCGCCAGGAGGUGUAGGAUUUGAUAUAAAUUGUGGUGUGAGGUUAAUUAGAACAAAUCUGUUUUACGAAGACAUAAAGGAUAAGCAGGAAGAAUUAACACAACUUCUAUUUAAUAAUAUUCCAGUGGGAGUAGGAUCACAGGGGUGUAUAUUAUGUAAUCAGGACAAACUAGAUGAAGCGUUAUGUUUAGGGAUGGACUGGUGUGUUAAGGAAGGAUACGCAUGGGUAGAGGAUAGGUUGAAUUGUGAAGACAAUGGAAGGAGUUUGUAUGCAGAUAGUAAUUACGUUUCAAUUAGGGCUAAGAAACGAGGGAUAACACAGAUGGGCACUUUAGGAGCUGGAAAUCAUUACGCAGAAAUACAAGUGGUAGAUGAAAUAUAUGACGAAAGGAGUGCCAAGUUAAUGGGUAUAGAAAAAAGGAACCAAGUUUGUAUAAUGAUUCAUUCAGGUAGUAGAGGGUUGGGUCAUCAGAUCGCUACGGAUGCUCUAAUUGAGAUGGAGAAAAGUAUGAACAAGUAUAAAUUAGAUGUAAUCGAUAAACAGCUAGCUUGUACUCCUAUUCACUCCAAAGAAGGAGAAAAUUAUUUGAAGGCCAUGGGUUCUGCUUGUAAUUUUGCAUGGAUUAAUAGAUCCUCCAUGACAUUUUUAGCUAGACAGACAUUUGCAAAAAUUUUUAAUCAGUCACCAGAUGACCUAGACAUGCAUGUCAUAUAUGAUGUCUCACACAAUAUUGCAAAAAUGGAAGAUCAUCUAGUCGAUGGAAAAAUUAAAAAAUUGCUAGUUCAUAGAAAGGGCUCUACCAGGGCCUUUCCUCCCUUCCACCCGGCUGUCCCUUUAGAUUAUCAGUACUGUGGCCAACCCAUUCUUAUUGGAGGAACCAUGGGUACUUACUCUUACGUCCUAACUGGGACAGACAAAGCUAUGGAGACCACUUUUGGGUCCACUUGUCAUGGGGCUGGUCGUGCUUUAAGUAGAAAUAAAAGUAGAAAUACACUAAACUACGUUGACGUGUUGCAAAAAAUGAAAGAGGAAAAUAUUUCCAUUCGGGUUGCCUCCCCAAAGUUAAUUAUGGAGGAGGCACCCGAGUCCUACAAAAACGUCUCUGAGGUCGUCAACACGUGCCAUGACGCGGGCAUAUCCGCCAAAUGCUUUCGCCUCAAGCCCGUCGCGGUGAUAAAGGGGUAG
Molecule: messenger RNA, 1536 nt
Organism: Plasmodium fragile
Lineage: Eukaryota; Apicomplexa; Aconoidasida; Haemosporida; Plasmodiidae
Exons: 1
Coding region: 1-1536 (511 amino acids)
Biological process (GO): tRNA splicing, via endonucleolytic cleavage and ligation
Cellular component (GO): tRNA-splicing ligase complex; nucleus
Molecular function (GO): RNA ligase (ATP) activity
Source: RefSeq, a predicted model, not a curated record